CUUGUUUCAGAAAAACAAAGAGCAUUUCGAAACUUCUUUUAAGACUUCUUUCCAUUUGAUUGAUUUGGAUUUUUGUUGUGUUGUUCAUCUUCUUAAAAAUGACAAAACUAUCGACAUCUCUCUCUGCUCUUCAUUCUCUCGCUGGACCCGUGGUGAUGCUGCUUUAUCCCUUAUAUGCGUCGGUUCUAGCAAUAGAGAGCCCAUCAAAAGUAGAUGACGAUCAAUGGCUUGCUUAUUGGAUACUCUACUCUUUCCUUACCCUCUCGGAACUCAUCCUUCAAUCUCUCCUAGAGUGGAUACCGAUAUGGUACACGGCGAAGUUAGUGUUCGUGGCAUGGUUGGUUCUGCCACAGUUUAGAGGGGCUGCUUUCAUAUAUAACAGGGUCGUGAGGGAACAAUUCAAGAAGUACGGCAUCCUCAAACCUAAGGUAGGGCACCAGGCUGAGUGAAGUCAAAAAGAGGAAGGGGCAUAAAGCGGCUUCACUGUUGGUGCCUCCAAGUUUCUAACCUUUAUGCUUUUUUUCUUUUGUCUUAUUUCUCUUUUGGUUUACGGAAAAAAUGGGUUCAGACUAUGAAUUCUUAUGAGCUAUUUCCUACUUCAAUGUAUGUGAAAACUAAAAGACCUUUGAUCCGACGUUAAUUAAAAAUGUUAUUUUAAGAGAUA
Camelina sativa (false flax) is the source of this 664-nucleotide messenger RNA. Its product is annotated as HVA22-like protein e. NCBI's taxonomy places the organism in Eukaryota, Viridiplantae, Streptophyta, Magnoliopsida, Brassicales, Brassicaceae. The record is from RefSeq and is a predicted model, not a curated record.